Molecule: messenger RNA, 2354 nt
Organism: Pseudopodoces humilis (Tibetan ground-tit)
Lineage: Eukaryota; Metazoa; Chordata; Aves; Passeriformes; Paridae
Product: flavin-containing monooxygenase 5-like
Molecular function (GO): N,N-dimethylaniline monooxygenase activity; flavin adenine dinucleotide binding; NADP binding
Source: RefSeq, a predicted model, not a curated record
UCGGCUGCGUGUCCUGCGCAGCGCCUGGGAUGGCUCCUUAAGGCCGCCGGCCGAGGCUGUGGCGACACCGCUGCCGGAACAGCCGUGCAGGCGGCCGGAGCCAGCCGGGAUGUGGCUUCCUUCCCCCGCGCCCCUGGGAGGAGUGACGGAGGGGGAGGCUCCGCUCCGGACACUGCGCACCAUAAAGCCAGGCUGCAGGCCGGCCUCACGGGUGGGGGCACCCCGGCAGAGACCCUCGCACGGCUCCGUGCCAGCCGCCAGCCCUCCCUGGGCUGCUCAUCCCACGGCCGCAGGGUGCAAGUCUUGCAAGCCUCGCCGUCCGAAGCUGUUCUCAGGCAGAGAGAGCCGGUGGUGGAGCGCAGCAUGGCAAAGAAGGUGGCCAUCAUCGGCGGGGGCAGCAGUGGGCUGUGUGCCAUCAAAGCCUGCCUGCAAGAGGGGCUGGAGCCCGUCUGCUUCGAGAGGACCGGCGACAUCGGAGGCCUCUGGAGGUUUGAGGAGCGCCCCGAGGACGGCCGUGCCAGCAUCUACCGCUCCGUCAUCAUCAACACCUCCAAGGAGAUGAUGUGCUUCAGCGACUUCCCCAUCCCUGAGGACUUCCCCAACUACAUGCACAACUCCAAGAUCAUGGAGUAUUUCCGCAUGUACGCCCAGCACUUCGACCUGCUCCGCCACAUCCGCUUCAGGACCAGCGUGUGCCGCGUGUCCAAGCGUCCCGACUUCGCCAGCAGCGGCCAGUGGGAGGUGGUGACGGAGAGCCAGGGGAAGCAGGAGGCGGCCGUCUUUGACGCCGUGCUGGUGUGCAGUGGGCACCACACCGACGCACAUCUCCCUCUCAGUUCCUUCCCAGGAAUUGAGAAGUUCAAGGGCCGCUACCUCCAUAGCCGAGACUACAAGGAUGCUCAGGCUUUCACAAACAAAAGGGUUGUUGUCAUCGGGAUCGGGAAUUCAGGGUCAGACCUGGCUGUGGAGAUCAGCCAAACCGCCCAGCAGGUCUUCCUCAGCACCCGCCGGGGUGCGUGGAUCCUCAACCGCGUUGGAGAUCAGGGCUACCCCAUCGACACCAUCUUAACCACCCGCAUCAAGACAUUCCUGCAGGGGCUGUUAAGUUUAUCUGUGGCAUGUGACUACAUGGAGAGCAAGCUGAAUGCCAGGUUCGACCACUCACGUUACGGCCUGAAGCCAAAGCACAGGGUCUUUCACCAGCACCCUACAGUCAACGAUGACCUGCCCAACCGCAUCAUUUCGGGCCGGGUGCGGGUGAAGCCGAACAUCCAGGAGUUCACGGAGACAUCUGCCAUCUUUGAGGAUGGCACCAGGGAAGACGUCGAUGCCGUAGUUUUUGCCACGGGAUACAGCUUCUCCUUCCCGUUCCUCGAGGGCUUCAAGGUGGUGGAGAACCAGAUUCCCCUCUACAAAUUCAUGUUCCCCCCUGACCUGGAGAAGCCGACGCUGGCUUUCAUUGGCUUCAUCCAGCCCCUGGGUGCCAUCAUGCCCAUCUCCGAGCUCCAGUGUCGCUGGGCCACCCGUGUCUUCAAAGGUCUGAGCGAGCUGCCCCCGCAGCACGACAUGGAGGCUGACAUUGAGCAGAAGAAAGAAGCGAUGGCAAAGCGGUACGUGAAGAGCCAGCGCCACACCAUCCAGGUGGAUUACAUCCCUUACAUGGAUGAGCUCGCCUGCCAGCUGGGAGUCAAGCCCAACCUGCUCACCCUGUUCCUCACAGACCCCAAGCUGGCGAUGGAGGUGGCCUUUGGGCCCUGCACGCCGUACCAGUACCGGCUGCGGGGCCCGGGCGCGUGGCCAGGGGCCAGGGAGGCCAUCCUCACCCAGCAGCAGCGCAUCCUCAAGCCCCUGCAGACACGACACGUGGAAGAGAGCACCUCAGCCCCUACCAUGCCCCUCAUCUUCAAGCUGGUUGGGGCUGUGGCCAUCCUGGCAGCUGUUUUUGCUUACUUGUAGAUGCCCUGCAAGGGCAGGAAGGGAGGCUUUGCAAUGUGCUGUGGGACUGGCUGGUCACUGCUGCCCCUUGGCUGUCUGUGCACCCACAUGGUGGCAGAAACCUUCCUCCCGCCUGGCAUGGCCCAGCUGUGACCACAGCGUGAGCUAGGGAUGCACAGAACCUCCCCAGCUGCCAAAAUAAUGCUUGGGCUCCUGCUUUGCACCUCCCCUUUGGGAGUGCUGUCAUGGACAGAGGAGGAAACCUGCUCACUGCAGGCUAAAUUCCAGCCCCCCUCAGCCAGUGCUCCAGGCUUUUCUGUCCCCUGUAACCCAGCUGUGCCAAUUUUGCCACACGCAGCAGAGCUAAGCAGCAAAGGCACAGCACACUUUCUAAGUGGAUAAAUGCAUUAAACAGCCAA